AUGGUGCCGAUAGACAGCCAGGGUGCAGAUUACUGGGAGGUUGCUAGUGCACCUACUAGUCCGGCAAACCAGCUUCGUGACGAUGUUGAUCGUGUCGUGUACCUUGAAGUCUCUGGUCUGAGCUGCGAGAGCUGUGUUCGGAAAGUUCAAGACGCGUUAAAUGCAGUGGACGGCGUCGCUAACGCUACGGUGGAGUUUGGGACGAAACGAGCUACCAUUUGUCUGAAGUCGAGCAGCCAAAUCACCAAAGACGACUUAGUUAAUGUAGUGCAAUCCCUUGGCCAAAAGUAUGCAGCUUCUGUGUGUCUACUAUCCGCUGAAGAGAAGAUUUCUAGUGUGACGCAGCACUCUGAAAGACUCAUGACUGAGGGGAACGCAGUUACCAUUCCAGUCGAAGAUAUUGAUGACGAAUCUGUCAGCGUGACUCUGUUGAUUGGUGGUAUGACGUGUAAUUCCUGUGCUGCUUCGGUUGAAAGUUCAUUGAAACAGACUGUAGGUGUCGUGUCUGUUGUGGUUAACUACGCAACAGAGAAAGCAGUUGUCCGAUAUGACGAGAGUGUAGUUGAUGUACCAGCACUUAUUGAAGCGGUUGAGACUAUCGGAUACGAAGCUUCGUUCGUGUCUGGAGAUAAAAAAGCUCCUGCUAACGCAACGUUAGUGAUCGGUGGGAUGACGUGUAACUCGUGUGCCAACUCUGUCGAAAAUGCUCUGAAAAACACAAAGGGCGUGUUGUCUGCCACUGUGAGCUAUGCAACUGAAAAGGCCGUGGUCGUUUUUGACAAGGAGGUGGUCGGUACCCGAUCACUUCUUGAAGUCGUAGAAGAUAUUGGCUACGAAGCUUCGUUCGUGACGGGGAAUGAGGCCCAAAAAGCGCUCGGAGACCAGCGUACAAAGGAGAUCAAACGCUAUCAAGUGGAUUUCGUGAUUGCGCUUCUGUUCACGCUUCCUAUCCUGCUGGUUAUGCUGGUUUUUGAGAACAUUACUCGUUUUAAACAUGGCCUAAUGACUGAGAUUCUACCUGGUCUUUCAUGGGAGACUUCGGUUGUGGCGAUUCUCGCGACUCCUGUGCAGUUUUACUCAGCUCGUCGCUUCCAUAUCGAAGCUUGGAGAGGAGUUAAGAACCGAGUUCUAGGCAUGUCAUUUCUGGUUUCUAUGGGGACGAACGUGGCGUAUAUCUACGGCUGGUUCACUGUUAUCCGCGCUAUCGUACUGGACGAUGCGGACGUCGCGAACAUGGACAUGUUUAUGACCUCGUCUGUGCUGAUCUUGUUCGUGGUUCUUGGGAAAUUACUGGAAGCAAUUGCAAAGGGGAAAACGUCUGCGGCGUUGACGAAAUUGAUGGAGCUGCAAGUUAAAUCAGCCACAUUGUUGGUCUUCAGCGCAGACAAGACAAAUAUUCAAGAGGAAAAAAUAGUACCCAUUGAACUUGUACAACGUGGAGAUGUCUUGCGAGUUGUUCGCGGCUCUUCUGUGCCUACUGACGGAGUGAUUGUGUUCGGUGAAGGCCGAGUUGAUGAGUCCAUGCUGACUGGAGAAUCAAAGACAGUAAAGAAAAGUAUUGGAGACCGUGUGCUGGGGGCUACGCUGAACGUUGAUGGUUUAUUUCACAUGAAAGUUACGGGAACGGACAGCGACACAGCUUUGAACCAGAUCAUUCGUCUCGUGGAGGAUGCACAGACGUCCAAAGCGCCAAUCCAGGCUUAUGCCGACUAUAUCUCCUCCAUCUUCGUUCCUACGGUAGUUGUUCUUGCACUUUUGACUUUCAUUAUCUGGUACAUUCUGAGUCUUCUAGAUGCAGUUCCCAAAAAUUGGAUUCCAGAUUCGGAUGGCAAGUUUGUGUUUGCACUGGACUUUGGCAUCGCGACGUUGGUUGUCGCUUGUCCCUGUGCUCUUGGGCUGGCGACACCGACUGCGGUGAUGGUCGGAACGGGCGUCGGAGCACAGUGUGGCGUCUUGAUCAAGGGGGGAGAAGCUCUGGAAGCUGCACACAACGUCAACACAAUUAUUUUCGAUAAGACCGGGACCCUUACAGUGGGCAAGCCUGUGGUGACGGAUGAGUACGUGAUCAGUCAAAAGAUAGAAGUUAAGGAGCUGAUCAUACUUGCUGGCUCGGCUGAGCUUGGUAGCGAACAUCCGCUAGGCAAGGCAAUCGUUGACUACGCUAAGAAGGUAUCGUCGUCUCUCGAACAACCGACUGCUUUCAACGGUGUUUCAGGGAAGGGGGUGUCGUGUUCUGUGGACACGCAAAGAGUUGUUGUUGGUAACAUGGCAUGGAUGGUUGAUAACGACGUGAAAGGGUUGCAUAACCUCGAAUUGGAACAAGUUACGAACAGUUUCCAGAACUCCGGUAAGACGUCGAUUUACAUGGCCGUGGAUAACGAGCUUUGUGCAGUUUUUGCAGUAGCCGAUGCUCCUCGAGAGGAAGCAGCUCAAACGCUGCAGCAGCUAACAGAAAUGGGACUGGAUGUCUGGAUGGUUACCGGUGAUAACGAGCGAACUGCUUCUACUAUCGCUGAACAGGUGGGAUUUAAUCAGAACAACGUCAUGGCAGACGUAUUACCGUCGCAGAAGUCGUCAAAAGUCAAAGAAUUGCAAGACAUUGGCCGUGUUGUCGCUAUGGUCGGUGACGGUAUCAACGAUUCACCCGCACUCGCUCAAGCCGAUGUCGGUAUUGCUAUUGGGGGUGGCACGGAAAUUGCAGUCGAGACCGCUGACAUGGUGCUCAUGAAGUCAAAUCUAGUGGAUGUGGUCACUGCGUUGCAUUUGUCUCGCACCAUUUUCAACCGUAUUCGACUAAAUUACGUGUGGGCGUUUGGCUACAAUUGUCUGUUGAUUCCACUUGCUGCUGGUGUACUGUACCCCGUGAACUUCAGCAUCCCACCAAUUUUUGCAAGUGCUGCUAUGGCACUUUCAUCUGUGUCGGUGGUGCUUUCGUCACUGGCACUAAAGCUCUACACCCCACUGAAGGUCACUCGAGAUAACAAGGUCGAGUUACUGAUCUCCAAGGAUGAAACGCUAUCUGCACCUCUUCUCGCAAACCAUUUGCAGGAGCCAUGA
Phytophthora infestans T30-4 is the source of this 3057-nucleotide messenger RNA. Its product is annotated as copper-transporting ATPase, putative. Lineage: Eukaryota; Oomycota; Peronosporomycetes; Peronosporales; Peronosporaceae. Gene Ontology annotation, cellular component: membrane. Gene Ontology annotation, biological process: copper ion homeostasis; monoatomic cation transport. The transcript has a single exon. The record is from RefSeq and is a predicted model, not a curated record. Bases 1 to 3057 code for a protein of 1018 amino acids. Gene Ontology annotation, molecular function: copper ion binding; ATP binding; P-type divalent copper transporter activity.